Molecule: messenger RNA, 1137 nt
Organism: Rhipicephalus sanguineus (brown dog tick)
Lineage: Eukaryota; Metazoa; Arthropoda; Arachnida; Ixodida; Ixodidae
Exons: 1
Coding region: 1-1137 (378 amino acids)
Molecular function (GO): nucleic acid binding; zinc ion binding
Source: RefSeq, a predicted model, not a curated record
AUGUUACGCUCCUCUGGGGCGGUAUCAGCGGCCAUGCCUAGCCGCGGUGACCGGAAUGCUGCCUUCGGAAACCAGGAAUAUGAAGUUAUUUUGCCUCCGCUUCCAACCGGUCGUAUCGUUUUGAAUACUGUUUUUCUUCAUGCUGAUGUUCGAGGACGGCCAUACCGAGUGGAAGACAUACGUGACGCACUUGAAUACUUGGGUAUGUUGCCUGACAUUGAAGCGUUAGGCGCAUACCAAAUGAAUCACGUGUGGGCGGUGACGCUGAAGAACAACGAGGCGAAGAAGAAACUGCUUUCGGCAUCUCAAGUGUCAGUGGAGGAGCGGCGUUGCCUCGUAGUGGAUCCGAACAAUCAGGAUAUAAGGCUAAAGCUACACUGGGUCCAUCAUCAUGUCGACGACGAAGAUGUACGGACGGCGUUUGCACCGUUCGGCAAAGUCACGGAAGUGUCAAGGGAGCGAUGGCGCACAGAAGGUCUAUCCGAGAAAGGGUCAACGACGCGGCUCAUAAGUCUGCAGCUCAAAGCAGGCUACACGAAAGAAGACAUCCCGCAUCAGCUGCGUGUAGCAGGUGAGCUGACCUUAGUAGUGGUUGCUGGAAGAGCUCCCCUCUGCUUACGAUGUAAACGAACAGGCCAUAUCAGACGUGAAUGUAGAGUGCCGCGGUGCACGUCAUGUAAGCGCUUUGGCCAUGCUGAGGAAGAGUGCGUAAGAACUUAUGCGAAGGUUGCGGGGCCCUCUGCAUGGUAUGAUAAAACAGAACAUCAGAUGGAUGAAUCAGAAGCCGAGGAAGUUGCAGCUAGCAAAACGAGGGAACUUGAGCCUGUUGACACGUUUCCUUCGUUCCUACCAGCCAGUAGCGACAAACCGGAAGAGCCUGUAAGCGUGCCCGCUAGACAACGCACUCCGCACUCUGAGAAGUCAACGGCAACGCCCACCAAACCGAUGGAAAAUACUGUGAACUGUCAGCAAACACCAGUAGAGAAACCCGAGCGUCAACUUGACGACAUGAUGGAUACGAAGACUACCCCGUGGAAGAGAGCACGCGAUGAAACAGAAGCUGAGAACAAGACCCCGGUUGAGUCCAAUACCGGCGAACCGCCUACAAAGACAGCCCAAGUGUGGUGUGUUAGCUAG